AAAUGUUUCAGUUCAUUGUAAUUUCGGUAGCUGCUGUAAACUUCUUUUGGACGUAAUUGGUUUUGUUUUGAAAAUGAUAGCAUUGUGACCUGCCCUGUUGUGCAAUGGAGCUAGUAGAUAUUCCCCUGGCAAACUAUAUGAGCCCCAGUUUUGGGGCCAACCCGGUGCAGCUGGGUCCUGUGGGCGCGAACACGAUCGCCGAGACGGAGGAGAUAGAGCAAAUCGAACAGCUUCUCCUGCUAGGCAACAAGUGCCUGGAUGAAAACAACGUGCAAUCAGCUAUCAAGCUUUUCUCGGAAGCUCUGGAAAUUGAUAGCUUCAAUGCGAGCUUGUUAACGGCACGAGCUAAUGCGUUCGUCCUGAACGAGCAGUUCGAAAAAGCUCUGAUAGAUGCAAAUGCACUGCUGAAUACAUUCAAUAACGAGAAGGAAGUGCAGCUGCAGGCUCUGUUGCUCAUUGCGAAUAUACACAGGGCGCAAGGGGACAACGAGACAGCGCUGGAGUUUGCACUGAAGCUCCUACUGAUGGAGCCAGAAGAGUUGCAGACGAAGGUUGAACAGUCCGUCUUCGAGAUAUGUCGAGAACUUUUGAACAUUGAACAGUCUGAGGGCUUCGAAGUUGGUGUGUCUGUUUUCGAACAGAUGCAGCACUACGCCAAUCUUUUGUUUUCUGGACAGAAGUUCGCACCGGCUCAAAGUUUGAUCGAGUGUCUGAUCCAUCUUGAGAGUUCAGUUCCCCAAGAUGUUCUCACCCGAGCAUUGCUGACGGGUGCUCGAAUAAUGUGGGAGCAGCGUAAUUUAGAGCGGGCAGUAGCAACGUACCAUGAGUGCAUCAUUAGAGCGUGGAGAUUGCAACUAGUGUCUGUAGAAUCAGAGGCCAGGUACGAAUUAGGCACAAUCUAUUUCAACAUGAAACAGUUCUUCCAGGCGGCAUCCUCUUUUGAGAAAUACCUCUGUCUGUUGGAACUACGCUUGCCCGGUCCAAAUGAUACGACGCGGGUUGUUGAAAAGAACCUGGAUGUGAUUGCUAAAAAGGUAGAUGCUCUAUGUGCCAUAAGCGAGUGUUUUCUAGAACUUCAGGAAAUGGAUUUGGCGGAAUCGAAUGCAAGAGCUCUUCAAGUCCUGGCCGCUGAGGUUGAAAAUGAAACAGACGACCCAGAGCCGACAGCUGAGAAAGUACAAGGUACCAGUCGAGAAAUUACAUGUCGACAAUGUUACCUGUUGUGUCGAAUUAUGAAGAAAAAACGAAAUUUUUGCGAGGCGCAAAAAUAUGCUCAUACGUUUUUGGAACUAUCGAAACGGAGCCAGUAUAAACUCCACGAAUCCUUAUUGAUUUGCGGUUCCAUCGAGCGAAAGUUGGAGAAUUUUGCAGUAUCGUUGGAGCAUUUCAAUGAUUUGCUUAGUCUUUGUCUGAACGAAGUGCAGAAUGCUACGAAACAACACAGUGCUGCCUUGGAAAGACUUUGCACAACUCUUUACAAAUUGGGCAAACUGAAUUUCGAAAUUAAAGAUUUCACUUCUGCCGCCAAAUAUCUGGAAGAUUGUGUGAAGCAAAGUAAGAAGGUGGGAGAAAACCGCGACUUAGAAUGCAAGGCGCUCAUUUUGUUAGCCAAGUGCAAUUUAGCUCAAGGGCAUCCCGCAGAAGCCAUUCAUAGCCUGAAUGUGGGACUUGCGAUGCAAAAAUCCAUAUCGGCAGCUAUCUAUAGGCGUUGCAUGGUUAAAUCAGCAGUUGCUGUUCAAAGUGUUGGCUCUAAGAGCGAGUUAGAGGGUGCAAGGUCGCUGCUAGAGGAAGUCAUCGGAGACUUCGAACAGGAGGCGCUGCAUGUUUUCGCGCGUGAUUCGCACUUCAACAACAAAGAGUACAGAGUGCUGGAGGAAGUAUCCAAUGCGUAUGUUAACAUUCUGGUAAAGUUGAGUCACUUGCAGGCUGCUCUAUUAGCCUGUGAAUCAUUCCGAAGGUUUAAAUUAUGUGCCUACUUCUCACAGCGAUCGGAGUUAGCGGGAAGAAAUUGUGAGAAUUAUCGAAAAAUUCUGCAGAAUAAAGUAACAUUGGAGUACUUCCAGGCAUGUGUGGAUGAACAGGAAAGCCCUAUUUUGUAUUUCCACCUGUCAGAAGAAGCUUUGUUCAUUUGGUUGCUCAGCUCUGCGAAGGGAGUCCAAAGUUUUCACAAGCACACAAAGGAAUCUUCGGAGAGUUCGAUGUACGAAAUGCUAGAGAUGUUUUACCAUUCGCUCGCUAGUCGCAAUUCGGGAUUGUAUGGAUUCGAAAACCGGAUCAUUCUGAAUAGCAAGUCGCUCGUCAAAAUACUGCCAAAGAUGGACUCAGAUGAAAUUGAAGCGAGAAUUGAGAAGGAUGUUUGUCACUAUAUCUUUGAUCCAAUGAAGAAGGAACUGAAAAAGCUGCAAUCGGCACGUAAAUUGUUCUUCAUAAGCAAUGGUUUGCUGGGAAUGGCUCCUUUCCAGGAAAUGUUCCGCAAGUUCUGGCAGCAAAAUAUCACCUUAGAAUGUCCUACCACUGAGUCAUUCACUAGUGUCCAAAUGAUGCAUUGGGCGAAUUACUCGGCAGACAACAAAGAACACGAGACGCCUUUCAAUGCCGCUCUGAUGCAAGCCGACAACAGAAGUAAGAAGGACUCUCAAGAGGAAAGGCAGAGGAAGAUGGAUGAAUCGGUUAGUGUUUCGCGCUCAGGAACUGCCGCUAAUUUGCUCGGCUGGACCAAUUUGUCGGAAGGGUUAAACGCUGGCUUGAAAGAAGUGCCCUCUCUUCAGUACAAGCGACAGAUAGAAAGUGCCAGUGGAGACAAAGCAGAUUUGAGCUCAAUGUACAAGGGUAUCAACCCUGCCCUGGACAAGUUAGGCUAUGACCAGGUUGCGUUGGACAGGUUAUCCUACGGCCUGGACAAUGAGUCCCUGAAAACAGACGCAAGCAGUGUGAAGUACGGAGCAGGAGCUAGCUUGAGCAGUGGGAAGGGACAGCGUCGAGGAACUGUGGUGAAGCUUGACACUGAAGCUACUCGGAACAAUUUGAAGGGCAACGAUAAAAGUAACAGUAGUCCAAUGUCGAAUCACCAGCACUCUGACAAUCUGUCUGCAAUAAGUCAGCUCUCGUCAGCUGACUCUAAACAAAAUGACAGACUGAAGACUUAUCGCAGAAUUGAGCAGAGCUUCUCGACAAUCAUUUCGAAAACUUGGAACGAGAAACACGUGCGUAGCUCAAGCAUUGCAGUUGAGACAUACUCGCCCGCUAUAGAGAACAAAUUGUUUCGAUUUAUUGGAGCACCUGUCAUGCCGACGUCCGUCAAAUUCCCCAUGUUCACCUGGAAGCCUUUGAAGAAUCUGCGAUUCGCACAAGAGGAGCUCAAAGUGUGCUCUCACUACUUUCGAGACACUGCGCUGAUGGGCGAGCAGUGCACUAAGGAUGAUGCUCUGCGUGCGAUAGUGCAAAGCACCUGUUUGCAUGUGGCAACUCACAUGAGCUACGAAUCGUGCACUCUGGCAUUUACUCCGAAUGUUUUGUACCAACAAAUGAAAAGUGUGGAUCACGAAGUGUGCUGUGUUGAGUUGCGCGAUCUUCUCGAUCUCAAUUUGAGUCACAUUAAGUUACUCGUUCUCAGCUCAUUCCCGACUCAGAGACACGAACACUACUCCAGUUUCUUCAAUCUCAUCACCCUCAUGUUGGCACUGGGUGUCCAAUGUGUAGUGUACUCGUCCCACGCUAUUGCCACUGAUUCGGUCACCAAGUUCUGGCAUUAUUUCUACAGAGCAAUUCGUAAAAUUGACCCAAAAUGCCAUAUCAGUGCGGCGCUUGACUAUGCAAAAGCUCACAUGCAAAAAGACCCCAAAUAUGCAAGUCCAGAGCAUUGGAAGGGAAUGCAAUUUGCUGGAAAGGACGUUGCAAUUGACGGUAAAGCGAUGAUUCACGAUAUGUUGGAUCAAGUGGUUGACCAAAUGGAAAAAACAAAUGCCGACGAUUGUCUGAAUGUAGUGAACGAUAAGUCUCAAGGUAUGCCCUUGUUAAAUACGCAGCAAAGUCUUCAACAGUUGAGGCGUCAUUUGGCUGAACUGAUAAUGGACAAUAUGUCACAGUUAGAUGUGCUAGAUCCUUUAUUCUAUCUGGUGUUGCGUGGACUUGACGCUUCUAUUCAGGGUGUUCAAAACAUUGACUUGCAGAGAAUAGAAGACUAUCGAUUGAUUGGAAACAAAAAGAUUCUCCUAUUUCUACAUUUUCUGCGGUUCGACUUCCAACCGUACGGAUCUACAGAUGACAAGGAGGAUAAUUUGCGUCCAAUUAUUGUUUUCCCGCACUGGGACAAAAACUCACUGCUUAAACCAGCGUGCGAGGUUCUGAGAAACUUGAUUCUGAUUCGUGACAAUGAGAAGAUUCUAGAAGAGCUUUGCGCUGUUCUGACUUUCGACUCAGCUAAUUGCAAUGAUGUCGUCAUGGACGAGACCAACGCGAGUAGUAGUUUGAACCCAGUUGACCUUGUGUCAUUGGUGAUUGACGUUCUGAGUCUGUCAGAGCAUGCUCCCGACGUAGAGAUGUUCAUUUCGGAUGGAGGUGUGAGGAAAGUGUGGCAAUGUGCUGCUUCCAGGAGGCUUCUCACUGCUAUUGGGUUCCAUCAAGUGGAUUUUGCUCUGCUGCCUUAUAGGAAUCUGGCCAAUAUUCGAUAUCAGCAAAGCGUGCUGAAAAUUUUGUGCGCGUUAUCGGGAGUAAAGGGAGAAGCGAUGGUGGGAAGAGUGGAUGCGAAGUACUUCGGCUCAACAGAAGCGAUGAGACCGACUGGUGUGAACAUGGAACACAUCAUACGCACUACCAGUGCCUUGAGCAAUGUGGAAGAAGACAAACAAGCUGCAGCUGGCACAGUUGGAGGGGCAAGGGGGGCGGUUGGCGAGGAAACAGCGGGUACUGUGCUGUCCGAUUUGUCAGUGUGGGGUCCGACAGGGAAUGUGGUCGUGCCUGUUCAGUGGAGAGUGAGUCAUAAGGGGAUGGGGGAGGCGGAGGCGGCUGAACUGGCGAGGGAGUUGAGGAGUGUGAAGAUGAACUACAGGGAACAGCUGCAUAAUGUGCUCAAACAGCACAAAGCUCAGCUGCAGUCUCAUGCGAAUAGACACAUGGCUGAGUCAUUUGGGGUGCAGGCAGUGAGAGCUACAACAUCAUCAUCAGCAGCAGCAGCCUUGAAGAAGAUCAAAGUGGAGUCAGGGGGCACUCCGAGCACCACCCUCAGACCCCAGAUAGAACCCCAGCCCCACUCAAUCCCCACUCUCGACCAGGUUGCGGCUGAGCGAGAAUACAGUCACUACUUGAUGAAGUGGAGAGUGGAAGACGUAAGAGGUCACAUGGACAACGACCUCAGAUCUCUACUUGUGCACAAGUGCAACAACAAACUCUAACCUGUGCAGAAAACUAAGAAAACCAAUCAAAUCCCCCCACAUCUCAAGCUCUAUUAGUUCAUUUCUGAAAAAUCUCAAUUUGUAGAUAUUUGCUGUAUCAUAAACCCCACACCUGUAAGUAAUGUACAUUCUGAAUGAAUAUAAAUAUUCUUUGAUCAA
This is a messenger RNA of Symsagittifera roscoffensis, 5549 nucleotides long. RefSeq lists its product as uncharacterized. NCBI's taxonomy places the organism in Eukaryota, Metazoa, Xenacoelomorpha, Acoela, Convolutidae. Gene Ontology annotation, molecular function: protein binding. The record is from RefSeq and is a predicted model, not a curated record. The transcript has 4 exons. The coding region runs from base 105 to 5390 and encodes 1761 amino acids.